AUGGAAGUCAAGUCUCCUUCUUUAUUUAGCAAAACUCUUAUUCUCACCUACAAGAAUUUUAAAAUUCUCUUAGGCUCCAAAAUAUCAGCCUCCUUUUAUUUGAUUUCACCAGUUUUGCUCUGCAUAAUGAUGCUUUACCAACAAACUAUUGCAACUAAUUAUGUGAAUUCAGAAGAGAUAAUUAAUCCGAAAAUCUAUAACGUCAAUAAAAUCCCGAAGUGCACUGAGCCUGAUUGUUCAACACUAGCAUUUGGGUUUACUCAUGGCACAACAAAUUGAACAAACUAUACAAUUAAUCAUAUCUCGAAAACUAGCAAUUUUGCCAUAGGGUCUGAUAUUAUUUCUUACCCAAAUCUUAAUCAGACUGAAUUUGUGGAUAUACUGAAUAAGCAAGAGAGAAGGUCUCAGAUAGGGGUGCUAUUUUGUACAAAUACAAUAAAAAUAGGAGAAAAUGAAGUAUAUAUGGGAUUUGGUUGAAAUAAAUUUCUGGAUUAAAACUCUAUGACAUAAUUAUAUAGGAAAAAAAUUACUAUAAAGGAAGAAUAUUGUAAAAUUAAGGUAAAAUUGAUUACCUUGCGGAACACCUAAUACUAAUUCAACAAGUCUAAUCUAUGCAAUUAUCUACAAUUUCACAGGAGCAAACCCUUUCUUUAUGCUUUAUAAUAUUAAUGAGUAUAAUAUCCAGCAAGAAAUUAUAGCAACAAAAUUAGCUUUAGACCAAGGGUUAUUAUCAUUUGCAUCAUAUGAUCAUUCUAACGAAAAUAGUGAGAUUGAGCUUUCUAUUCAGCCUUUUCCUUCAACAGCCCACAGAUUUUUACAAAAAUAUAAUGUCGUUGCUAGUGUUGGGUCACUCUAUCUUUUACUCCCUGGAGUGUUUAUAAUGUCCCUUAUAGUCCAAGAAGUCGUCAAGGAAAAAUCGCAAUAUUUGAAAAUUUAUUUGCAUUUAUAUGGAGCCUCCUCUAUUUCUUAUUGGCUUUCUUGAAGCUCAAUAGGAGUCAUCCUUUCUCUGAUAUCAGGAAAUUUAUUUGUGAUUUUUGGGAAAAUUUGUGGGUUUGACGAGUUUACAAAAACUCCAUACAUGCUGCUUGCUAUUGUUAUUGCAUCUUUAAAUAUUGAUAUGAUGCUUAUGGGAUGCUGGGCUUCUACAAUGAUUAAAACGAGAAAUAUGGCUUAUUCUGCGAUUUUUGCAUUUUUAUUAGUAGGGUUCUGUUUGCAGGUGAUAGUUAGUAGCCCAAUUCUAAUAAUGUAUUUGAAUUUGAAUGAUUCCGCAGCAUGGGUAACUUGCAUAAAAUAUGCUCUGUAUAUGUAUCCUCCAUUUCAUAUGGCUAUGAUAUUUGUUAGGAUAACUAAAACAGCUGGUAGUCACUGAGAUAAAGAGCUCUUAACUUGGGUCGAAGGGACUUCCUACACCUGGGAUGAUCUAUAUAAACAAUUUCAAGGCCAAUAUAAGGAUUUGCAUUUUACUUUAACAUCGCCAUGGUUUUCUCUAGUAUUCUUAUGGGGAUUAUUUUUAUUUUAUUCAAUAUUGACUUUAUAUUUUGAUUCCAUCAUAAAACACAAUAAACCCAAAACACAGUAAAAUCUAUAUAGACACCCCUUAUUUUUUCUCAAUUUUUUAAAAUGCUGUACUAAAAACAACACUAAAGAAAGACUAAGAAAAUCCCUAUUAUAUGACUCAGAUAAAUUGAGAAUUAUAAAUUUGUCAAAAACUUACCAUUCCUACUGGAGCAAAAAUCAUAUAAAAGCUGUUGAUAAUUUUUGUUUAGAUUUAAAUAAAGAUGAAAUUGUGGGAAUUAUUGGCCAAAAUGGAGCAGGAAAAUCAACUCUGCUUUCUAUGCUAAUUGGAUGCUUAGUUCCUACCUCUGGGACUGCUGCUUUAGGAGAUCUGGAUUUGUUAGAAAAUGGCCUUGGAUUUAUCGGAUAUUGCCCUCAACAGAAUAUUUUGUGGGACAAUUUAUCAGGAGAAGAGCAUAUUUAUAUUUUUAGCUGGCUUAGAGGUGUUGAGUAUAGCCACAAUAUCCUAAAAAGUGUUAAUUUAGAAGAAAGCAAAGACGUGACAGCAAAUUGCUAUAGUGGCGGCAUGAAACGGAGACUUUCCCUCGCUAUUUCAAGUUUAGGGAGCCCAAAAAUUAUUCUAAUGGACGAGCCUACAACUGGUUUAGACCCAAUCAAUAAAAGGCAAGUCUGAAAAAUUAUUUGCAAUUUAAAGCAAGGCCGCAUAGUAGCCAUGACUACACAUUCAAUGGAAGAAGCUGAAAAUUUAUCAGAUAGAGUUGUGGUUAUGUCAAAAGGCAAAUUAAAAGCUGAGGGAACUCCUAUGCUUUUAAAAUCGACUUAUUCGACUGAAUAUACAUUUCAUGUGACUUCCAGCCAUCAAGACACUCUUACACAAAUAAUUCGGCAGAAAUUUCCCAGUGUAAAAAUUAAGACGUCAUCUAUGAAAAUUAUUGUGUCUAUUUAUGAAGGAUCUCCAGAAGUUAAAAAUAUGGUAAAGUUUAUAGAAAAUUCUGAAUUGGUGACUUCAUGAUCUAUUUCACAGGAUAGCCUAGAUAAAAUACUUUCUAUGCUUUCUCAUGAAAGUUUGGAAAAUAAUUUUGAGUUAAAAGAAAAAAUUAAUUAA
Messenger RNA from Blepharisma stoltei, 2620 nucleotides. The record is from the annotation of a GenBank genome assembly. NCBI's taxonomy places the organism in Eukaryota, Ciliophora, Heterotrichea, Heterotrichida, Blepharismidae.